This is a messenger RNA of Xenia sp. Carnegie-2017, 1258 nucleotides long. Its product is annotated as tumor protein p53-inducible nuclear protein 1-like. NCBI's taxonomy places the organism in Eukaryota, Metazoa, Cnidaria, Anthozoa, Malacalcyonacea, Xeniidae. The transcript is spliced from 3 exons. Gene Ontology annotation, cellular component: nucleus; autophagosome. Gene Ontology annotation, biological process: positive regulation of DNA-templated transcription; autophagosome assembly. The coding region runs from base 294 to 935 and encodes 213 amino acids. The record is from RefSeq and is a predicted model, not a curated record.
GUCAAACGAAAUUUUUUUGUGUAUCGUCACCGGUCUUAAGUUGAACGUAGAAAGCCCUAAAAUAUUUCGAACUCCAUCAAUAUAAUUUGAGAAAAAUAUCUAAUAUAUUCACGAAGCGAACAGCUCGUAACUUACAGAUAACGAUAAAACACAUUUUUGUGAGCUUAUCGACGACUAAAGGACACAUAUUAUCGCAUAUUCUUUAGCAAAACGGUUUUUGGCGCUUACAAACACAAAUAGAAGAAAUAACUUCUUGGGGCGUCUUCUUCAUCGAAUUUGAAAGAAAAAAAGAGAUGUUGGCAACAUUGAGCAGUUAUAUUUGGUCAAGCGGCUCUGAAAAUGAAACAGUGCCAGAUAUAAAGCAAGAUAAUGCACCAGAACAAGAAGACGAAUGGGUUUUGGUUGACGUGAACGACCAGCCAAAAACUCAAUCAGUCAAAAUCGACAACGCGUUGCAAUGUAUUGAGCCGGAGCCGAGGGCAACGACCGUAGAUGUUUUAGAGGAAAGUUGGUAUGUGACGCCUCCAUCAUGCUUCAAUGCAAACCAGGACGAUUGUUUAAGUCUACCGCCAAGUCCUCUGGAAAAUUUGCUCAUCGAACAUCCAAGUAUGUCCGUUUAUGAUGGACCAGCAGAUAUUUGGUUGGCCGUUGAACGAAGCGAAACAUCCGAGGAAACCCCCGAGAACCCGUCUACUCAUACCUCGGCAGAAAACCGAGUCCAGCUUAGAGUCGUAAGAGCAAUGGAUAAAGGCAAAAAGCUGGCGAGAAACGGUCAGGAAAACGUUUUACAGCAAAGGAAAAAGCAAUUUAGGAAGAGCAAAUUGCGAAAUCAUAACCAAAUGCAUAUCAGCGUACCGCGUUCCCGACGUAAACAAAAGAAAAUUGACCGUAAACAGGGGAAAUAUUCUUCAGUAUAUAGUCACCGAGGUUGCUGACUGGAAUAUGUAAGAUUUUCUUGUCACGUUUCAUCGUAAUAGGGUUUUUCACUUUUUAUUUUACAAACGUAUUUGCAUAAUAAUUAUUUUAAAAGCUAGUCACUGUAGAAUGAUAUAUGGGUUUUCCCUCACUGUGUACAAGAAUAUCUGUAUAUAAAUAAAUUUUAAAUAGUGUAUAUUACAUAUAUGGACGAUUAUUUAUAAAAAAAAACACAUAGAAAUAACUAAUUUUUUUUACAUACGUCGUAAAUGCACACGUUGUAUUAUUGAUAGCCUUUCCAAUACCAAUUACGGUGAAUAAAACGAUUUUAUUAAAAUGUGAA